Hippocampus zosterae (dwarf seahorse) is the source of this 2598-nucleotide messenger RNA. It is a transcript of the gene spef1, whose product is annotated as sperm flagellar 1. Lineage: Eukaryota; Metazoa; Chordata; Actinopteri; Syngnathiformes; Syngnathidae. Gene Ontology annotation, molecular function: microtubule binding. Gene Ontology annotation, biological process: regulation of cytoskeleton organization. Bases 651 to 1394 code for a protein of 247 amino acids. Gene Ontology annotation, cellular component: axoneme. The record is from RefSeq and is a predicted model, not a curated record. The transcript is spliced from 7 exons.
AUGUUCACCAACCGCAUUGAAACAACAUGCUGGAAUUGCUUUUUUUUUUCACGUUUAAAAAAAAUAUGUUUCAUCAGUUGCAGCGUUUAUCCUUAUCUAAAAUUGCCUGAUUUCUUUUAACAGUCACCUUAAAAUUUCUUAAUCGAUCAAUCGUAAAAAGUUUGGAAGUCACAUAAAAAUUGCUUCAUCUUUCUAAAAUGAAGAACUUUUUAAAAAUCUCAUUAACAAUCUUGAGACUGAGACGGAAUAAUGUAUUCAUUUUAUAAUUUCUCAAUAAUUUAGUUUCAUCCUCAAUGAAAAACAAUGCUUUUCUUGCAAAACUCAGGACACUUUCUUUGUUGCAUGGAUGUUCAGCUUUGAAAAGCUGAAAAUAAUUAUUUAAAAAAGAUUUGCACAUAUUUAAGUCGCAGUGAGAGGUGCGCUUCUUCGUUGCCUCAUUAAUGUGGUGUGUUUAAUUAUAAACGUCGGUAAAUCAUGCAUGAAACACAUUAUAUCAGUACAUAACGUAAUCUAUACGUCUGCUGACGUAAUUGUGCUCCUUCCGCAAGGGCCCCUUACGCUGCGUUGCUAAGCAACCGCUUAAAACAACCAAGCGGAAUCGUCUCGUGCUUGAAUUGAAUUCAUAAGAUAUAAAGAAACGCGAAUAGCGAAUGGAGCGAGAGUUAGACGAGGACGAGUUGCAGGAUUUGUACGCGUGGAUAGAUAAAAUUCGUCUUUCAAGACCAAAAAGAAACAUCGCCAAUGACUUCAGCGAUGGAGUGAUGGUGGCUGAGGUCAUCAAACAUUUCUUCCCAAAGAUUAUCGACUUGCACAACUACACUCCUGCCAGCUCCACUCAGCAAAAACUCAGCAAUUGGAACCUCCUUAACAGGAAGGUGUUUUCCAAGCUGAACUUCCACGUACCUGAGAAGUCAGUGAAGAAGAUUAUACUGCGAUCUGCGGGGGUAAUCGAGAGUGUGCUGAGCGGCCUCAGAGAGAAGAUACAACAGAAGUUGGACCAUAAGCUACACACCAUAUCAGAUUUGGAAUACUAUGACACCAGGAACCCAGAGAAAACCCUCACAGAGUUUAGUCAGUGUGAGGCCCGAUAUCUGUCCGAGAUGGUACGUGAGGAGGUGAAACGGGAUGACAAAUUAAAAAUGGAGACAAGCAAACUACAACACACAGCUCAGUUUUACUCCAACAUGGACCCAGCGGUGCGCCAAAUUCUAAAGGAAAAAGAGCAUGCAGCCAUGGCUUUGCAGGAGACAGUGGAGAUCCUGCAAAUGAAGGUGAGCAAGUUGGAGCGCCUGAUACAGCUAAAGGACAUGCGGAUAGAUGACAUGAGGCACAAUCUGGAGAUGUGUACCUGUCUGAAAGGAAAGCACACAGAUUCUAAACCCAACAGCAUUUAAGCACUGAAAAGCAAUACUUUUAUUUGCUUAUCUUCAAUUCAUCCCUUACAAAAAAAAAGGUCUCAUAUAUUUCACGGUCAAAUUUUUUUCCCCUAUUGGAAAUAAUGGAAAUUUUAAUAAUUUUUUCAUCUCACAAAAGUGAAAAAGAAGUUACUCUGAAAUGGCAUAAGCCAGAAAGUGACCCAUGUAGUAGCAAGUCAGUCAGCAACUAGCGAUGGUAGUAGCUAGCUAACAUCAGCAGUUGACUUCACUGCUCGGACAUUAAUUCUUUUCAGCCUUAUAAUCUUUUCUUGUUGAGUCUGGUUAAGGAUUUUUGGAAUAUUAAAAAAAAAAGCCUCAGAAUGACAAAAGAACAAAAACAGAGUUACCGGUAAUCAUUUGAUGCGAGAGGAACUGAGCAUUGGUAACACUUAGGACAUUUCCAGAAAAAUGUUGUGACAUAUCACCAUCUGUUUUUUUUGUGUUUUUUUUUUUUUUAAAGGAGAACACUGAGAAUUUUGUUGGCUUUAGUACAAAAGUAUUAGUCCAAAAUUGACUGAUUAAAUUGUCACGAGAACACAAGUUCAGUAACUCUUGUAGGCUGACUAAAUUGUCGCGAGAACACAGGUUCAGUAACUCUUAUAGGCCAAAAUCGGCCGAACUUAUUUGUGGUCAGGUAUAAACUUAAGUAUCCGACAACAAUAUAAUAGUAAUGGAUUUAAAAUAUACUGCAAGGGAUCCUUCUUCAUAGUCACAUAUAGUAAUUUUAGUACAUUGUAUUUAAGAUCUAACAAGUCAAGAAUACUUAAACAUAACACGAAUGUAGUCCGGUUCUAGAAUAGAGAUUAGAUUAGAGAGAUAGAAGAUUUCUCGAAUGCAUACGUUAUUCAUCCAUAAAAUGCUGAAAAUUAUUUUUGAGUUACAAUUAAUAGUGAAUUCAAUUUUUUUUUUAUAAGGGAAGACUAUAAAAUACACCAGCAACUUUAUUUGUUGUAUCUAUUUAUCAAAGAUUUAAGUAAAGGAGAUUUACUGUACAGUAUAUUUAUUUGCCUUUAUUGUGAUUUACUAAGACUGUAGAGAGUAUUGAGUUGAUGCAUUUUUUUAUGAAGUCCCGCUCUGCGUGAAAUCUGAAUGUGCUUUUUUUUUUUAACAUAUCUGCAAUCCUUUGUACAGCUUGUACCGUCUGACCACCCCGUGCUCAAUAAAUUGUCUAACUGCUUUAUUU